Molecule: messenger RNA, 4445 nt
Organism: Phlebotomus argentipes
Lineage: Eukaryota; Metazoa; Arthropoda; Insecta; Diptera; Psychodidae
Gene: Ror
Product: tyrosine-protein kinase transmembrane receptor Ror
Exons: 5
Coding region: 301-3198 (965 amino acids)
Biological process (GO): positive regulation of kinase activity; cell surface receptor protein tyrosine kinase signaling pathway; multicellular organism development
Cellular component (GO): membrane; signaling receptor complex
Molecular function (GO): transmembrane receptor protein tyrosine kinase activity; ATP binding; protein binding
Source: RefSeq, a predicted model, not a curated record
GAGCGAAAGUGCUCAAGGAGGGUGGAUGGGAAACAAAUAGGUGUGCAAUAAUCGCAAAUAUCUCGCAAAAUACCAUACAAACUCGUGUACAAAUUACUUAAAUCGCAAGAUCACACCCAUUUUCCCGAUCCAACGUGCAGUGCUCAGUGAUUACAGUGGUAAUUGAGGCGGAAAAGCGUGGUGAUUUGGUGGAUAAACAUGGCGACAUUGCACGGGGUGGUGUUUUGUCUAUAACAAUUUUUGUAAACAGAGACUUUUCCAUGCGAAAAAGCGUCUUUCCCACGGAAAAUCACCUCGAAAAUGAUGAAUAUCGCUUCAAUUGUACUCAGCACGGCCGUUUUGGCAGUGCUCUGGCCGCCCGGCGGCUGCGGAGGUGGAGUUGGGGGUGUGAAUGCCAGAAGGGAUUUCUUCGUGGACGCCGUGGAUGAGUCACGUCGACCGAGGGAUAUUCUAGGGCGACCAACGCUGCCGAUUUGUCAGGUGUAUCAGGGCAAGACAUGCGAGGCGUUCCUGAUGAAUCAGACGGUCUUUGUCACGCCAGGAGUCACGAUUGAUGUGAUUGAGGAGCGUCUCAAGGCUGCUUAUGGCGUCAUUAAGGAGUCUAAAGAUAUGAAUCCUAAUUGUAGGAUUUACGCUCUCCCGUCGCUUUGCUACAGCAUCCUGCCCAGCUGCCGCUCUCCUGAGCUUUCAAACCAUCAAUACUUUGCUGCCAAGGCCACUUUUGAGGCCAAUCAGAGGAACUCACAGAGGAAUUCGCAUAAGAAGAAGCGUCUUCCUCACACAUCGGCCACCAAGCGUCCUGCAACUCAGGCCACGACCACCAAGCUGACGGUGUACUUCUCGGGCGCCGUGACGCCAGCGGUGGACGAUAAGGAGUUCGAUGGAGAGAUGGUGACAGCAGCAGCGGUGAGUGAUCGCCUGAGGCGACGCAGGGAGUCUUUUGACGUCACCGUUGAUGCCAGGACGAAGAAUGUGCGACGGAAGGAGUUUGGCGAGCCAAAAGUGAGUGGCUACACUUCCAAGCCGUAUCCGCCCACGAGGAACACGGAGAAUCUGAGGAGGAUUUGUCGGGAUGAGUGUGAAUUGCUGGAGCAUGAGUUGUGCCAGAAGGAGUACGCCAUCGCGAAGAGACAUCCCGCCAUCGGGAAGCUGCUGCAGCUCGAGGAGUGCUCCGAUCUGCCGGAUGACAGUGACUGCAUGUCGCUGGGCAUUGCUGUGGAUGUGGUGCCGGAAGAGACGUGCUUCUGGGAGAAUGGCGAGAAGUACAGGGGAACAGUGGCCACGAGUGCCUCGGGGAGGCCGUGCUUGAAGUGGGCGCGCUUGAUGAAGGAGAUUGCUGACUUCCCUGAACUCGUGGGUCAGAACUUCUGUCGCAAUCCAGGCGGUGUGCAUCCGGAGCCGUGGUGCUAUGUGGACAACGUCUCGCUGGAGAAGGUGAUCGAGCCGUGCAACAUUCCGCGAUGUUCCGAGCGCAUGUGGCUGUACGUGAUCAUCUCCUUCGUGUCACUGGCCAUGGGGAUUCUCUGUGUGGUGUGUCUGGUGGUGUGCCGGAAGUGGCGCAAGCGAGGCAUGACAAAUAUACAGAAUAUCAAUCUGCCGAAUGCUGACAAGAACAUUUAUGGCAACUCUCGGCUGAAUAGCCCUAUGGAGAUGGCUUCUCUCCUGCCUAAUGUCAGCGGAGGAGUUCCUGGUGGUCCUGUGGGGAUUGCCAACAUUCCAGCGCCACCCAAUCAGCGUCCACCAAUCUCUCGAGGUGCCUCAGCUCUGCGCGUGCCUCAGUACACACUCCAGGAUGUGCGAUUCGUCGAGGAGCUCGGCGAGGGCGCCUUCGGGAAGGUGUACAAGGGUGAAUUGACUCAAAGCAAUGGUGAGAAGAUUUUCGUGGCCGUGAAGGCGCUGAAAGAGAAUGCUUCGGCAAAGACCCAGGGUGACUUCAAGCGGGAGAUUGAACUGAUCAGCGAUCUCAAGCACGACAAUAUUGUCUGCAUUCUGGGAGUGGUGCUGAAAGAGGAGCCACUCUGCAUGCUGUUUGAGUACAUGACUCAGGGUGAUUUGCAUGAGUUUCUCAUUGCCAACAGUCCGAAUGAGGGGAAGAAUCUGACUCAGGUGCAGUUCUUGAGCAUUGCCAUGCAGAUUUGCGACGGAAUGGAGUAUUUGGCGGGUCAUCACUAUGUUCACAGGGAUCUGGCGGCCAGGAAUUGCCUGGUUGGCGAUGCAUUAACAGUGAAAAUCUCAGAUUUCGGCCUCAGUCGAGACAUCUACAGCUCAGACUACUAUCGUGUGCAAUCCAAAUCUCUGCUGCCGGUGCGCUGGAUGCCCUCGGAGUCCAUUCUCUACGGCAAGUUCACAACGGAGAGCGACGUGUGGUCCUUCGGCGUGGUGUUGUGGGAGAUCUACAGCUACGGCUUGCAGCCGUAUUACGGCUACAGCAAUCAGGAGGUGAUCAGCAUGGUGAGAGCGCGUCAACUGCUGCCCUGUCCCGAGGCCUGUCCGAGUCCUGUGUACUCGCUGAUGGUGGAGUGCUGGCACGAGCAGGCAGUCCGGCGUCCCUCAUUCCCCGAAAUCGGCCAUCGGCUGAAGAUCUGGUUCCAGGCAAAGAAGCGCAAUGAACAAGCAGAGAAUGCGUCAAUCUUCGGCGGUGGAAGUCGCAAAGGAUCGACUUUUAGCAUGUCAGCGCCAAAUUCCCGUGGUCAGGUCAUCACGCCGUCGUCGUCAAGUCAACACUCGCUGGGCAAGAAUGAUGCAGAGGCGCCGGCGAAGGAGCGCAGCAACAGCACGUGUGGCAGUCACAUGUCGUCUCUGGAGCGCGGACACUCGCAUCAGCACCACAAAUCGCUGGAGAGAGAGCGCGAGGGCAGCUUCAGUCAUCAUCAUCAUCACAGCAAAUCGCGCCUCUCCAAUGCCAGCAAUUCUAAUCUAUCAGUGGGCGGCGGAAUGGCCAAUUUCGCCUCGGAUGAGCAACUGCACGAGCCCCAGCGGCGCUCUAAGGGUGGCAAGGAGAAGCACCAUCACCACCACCAUCGGCAUCGUCUGAACAGUGGCACGGACUCCACAGAGAGGACGCGGCGCAGCGAUCCGGACAUGGAUGUGCCGGCGGUGCGAAAGAGCAGCGUGGCGAGCGUGAAGAGCGCUGAUAGGGAUGCAAUUCUCAUGGUGUCGCCAUCGAAGCGCCUUCCGCCGCCUUAUCCGCAGUUCUAGUGUGGUAGCAAUUCAUAAUAAUCCCAAAGAUUCGCAAUUACCAGACAUCACUGAGACUUGCUGAUCCAGGACAAGUCCUGGGCGCACCCAUGACGACAUAUCGGUAUGAUUUACUUAAUUUUCUUCUGUGUGAAUUCUUGUGCUCUGAAGGGGAUGCAAAAGCGCGCGGAUUCUGACACUGAGUCAGGAGGGGAGAUGAUAAAGUGAAAGGUUCUGAAGAGAUUUUACACUCAAUCAGCAGAGUUUUGGAUCAAUUUCAACUCAAAUUGAUGGAUGCUAUUGAUUCGCAUUUAUCGGCAAUUAUUAAAUUUUGGAUCAUUCUUUACAAAAAGUCAUUUUAUAUCGAAUGACAGAAAUCAAUCCAAAGAUGAUCAAAACCAGUGCCCAAGAAUUUCCUCCAGAGACACAUUUUGAAUUGUUCAACAGUAUUUCAAUGGGAGAGAAAGAAGAAUCUCCAAAAAGACUGCCAAUGAUUAUAAUUUCCAGAUCUUCUCGCCAAGCAAUUGAUCUCAUUUUUUUUUUGUAUGGACAAUUUUUUAUAUACGAAAGAAAGGAAGGGAAAGGAAAGAAAAAGCCGCGAAGGCUUGAAGAGUCGUGUGACGAUGAUUGGAUGUGGGAAAACUUCUCGAUUCAGUGACGAUUUAGCGAUGAAGACGGUUUCGUUAAUAUUUAGGAAUAUAUAUAUAAUAGAUAGUAAUUGAGAUAAGUUUUUGGGAAUGCAGAGAUCCGAAGAAUUACACUAGAUAAAAACAAACUUCCUCAACUUGAAUAGAAAAAAAAAUGUGUGUAGAAAAGAUUUCAAACAACGAGAAAAAAAAUGAAAAUUCCUUUCCGUCCGAAAUUGAUUUUCCGACCGUCUUUGAGUUUAGCCACACAACAAAUGUACUUGAUGAUUUCUAAGCAUUUCUUCUUGGGGUGUUGAAUUCUGGAUCUCUCUUCCGGCGGUGUUAGAGAAGAGUGAUCGUCACUGUGCAGAGAAGUAGGAAAACUUAAUUGUAAUAAGUGUUAUGAUGGAAAAAAAAAUCUUAGUGAAGCAAUUUUCUCCCAAUUUUCUCAUAAAACUAGUAUCUUUAAAUCUAUUCCUUAUACAAGAGUUUUUAGGAGGUAUUUAAGGACUCUUUCAUUUCUAAUGUGGAAGCAUUUGAGCCAAAUAUUUUAUAGUUCGUUCCUUUUUUUUACUUUAUAAAUUUCAUAGUGACUCAAAGUGACACUUUAAAAUGGUAAUUUUACGAGUAUUUAUUGUACUA